AUGACAGGCUUAUCUGGCCAGGUAGCGGUAACUUCUGCUAUAACGACUAUUCCUGCUCUGGCAGUUCACAUACCGUCUACAGCCGCUGCCCCAGCAGUAAUUGUGGCCCUCAUUCCUGAGGUGGAACAACUGACCAUCGAAGUAGCGGGCUUCCAUGUCCUUGAGCCUUCACCGUCUCCUUCUCAUAUCAAGAGGAAUCUUGGUGGCAGCUUGUCCAUUACUGUUGAGGGAGGUUCUCCUAAGCAUACUUGUUUAACAAAGGAUGAUGCCUCUCAUACUCGGUUUAGGAUUAGAUCUUUGGUUUCGAUGGUAGUUGUUUUCCAGGACAAAAAACUGGGCUCUAGUGACCUUUUUAGGGAGUGGGAUCAACUGAAGGAGAAAUAUGAUGCCCUUGAGCGGGAAAAUUUUACGGUUGUGAAGGAGUUGGCCGGGCUAAGGGCAUAG
This is a messenger RNA of Vicia faba (fava bean), 444 nucleotides long. The record is from the annotation of a GenBank genome assembly. Lineage: Eukaryota; Viridiplantae; Streptophyta; Magnoliopsida; Fabales; Fabaceae.